Fusarium graminearum PH-1 is the source of this 1893-nucleotide messenger RNA. RefSeq lists its product as uncharacterized. The coding region runs from base 1 to 1893 and encodes 630 amino acids. Gene Ontology annotation, molecular function: DNA-binding transcription factor activity, RNA polymerase II-specific; zinc ion binding; sequence-specific DNA binding. Lineage: Eukaryota; Fungi; Ascomycota; Sordariomycetes; Hypocreales; Nectriaceae. Gene Ontology annotation, biological process: positive regulation of transcription by RNA polymerase II; DNA-templated transcription. The transcript has 2 exons. The record is from RefSeq and is a predicted model, not a curated record.
AUGGCUCAGACGAGACCCCAUGACCCACAAGGCCCUCUGAGAAAUGUAUCUUUGAGGGUAUCUCAAGUAUUUUCAGCAUGCAGCUUCUGUAAAAGUCGAAAGAUCAAGUGUGAUGGUGCAACUCCAGCUUGCGGCCGCUGUGUUCGAUCCGGCCGUCAAGAGACCUGUUCUCUCAUGACUGACACAUCCAGUCGUGCAAGAGACUAUCAUACGUUCCUCCUACAAAGGAUAGCAAAUGCUAAACGGAGGCUUGCUGAAAACCAGGCUAGACAUGAUAACCGAACCCCAUCAUCACAUGUUCAACAUCAACAGCCAAAAGCACAGGAAAGCUCAAUGAUAGACUCUCUGGUCAAUGACAUAGAAGCUCUUCCGAUUAUUCCAUGCUCAUAUGCAUCGGAUACAGGAGGGCCAACACUCUCAACGCUUGUGUUGGCUACCGCAGGCACAGAUCAGAUCUCCAUCCACCAGGCCCAACAGGAUGAAAUGACACCUUGCCUACCGAAGGAAUCCACAGCUUUAAGCCUUGCGAAGCAUUAUUUCGACAAUGUAUAUCCGCGUCUUCCCUUUUUCUCCAUCCAAGGCUUUUGGGUACAAUUCCAACAUGUCUUUUCCGGCGCGUCGGCCUCUGUACAAGAUAGACACCCGCAACGUCCACCAGAUCCAAUCAGUAUUCUAUCACCAAGUGCAGAAGACUUUGAUCGUUCGUCCCUGAGCCAUGGUUAUAGCUAUUUCACUGUCUUGUUAGUGCUGGCAAUAUCAGCUUCUAGCCUUUCACGUAGUGCAGAUAGCGUCAUAUCAGCACAGGCGGAAAGACUCUUUCGAAAUGCCUUGGCGUUUCGCGAAUCUGCCAUCAUACCAAGCAACAUCAUCGGGGUACAGUCCAUCUUAUUUCUGAUUCAAUUUGCGACUUUAAAUCCCUCACUGCUCGACGCAUGGUAUCUGAUAGGUGUUGGCAUGCGUAUGUGCGUCGAUCUUGGGCUUCAUCAAGAUCCUCAACCUACAGAUUCGGUUGAAGUGAGUUUGUUGGAAACGCGACGUCGUUUGUGGUGGAGCGUCUAUGCGUUUGACCGGUCGAUGAGUCUGGGGUGUGGACGCCCUACAGAGAUAUCUGACUCGGCCAUCAAUGUGUCCUUGCCAACGUUCAGAAUAGAGAUCCCAGCGACGCCCAUUCAGAUUCACGGGUAUCUACAACGAUAUCGCGCCCUUCAGAUCCAGUCCGAGAUUUAUAAUUCCCUCAGUAAUACCGCAAGCACUAAUAUGACUCUUGCACGAGAGACGAUCAUGCAACUCUCCCGCAAGUUGUCAGCGUGGAAGGAAGCAAGCUCUCAACUACCAACAAGAACUCUUCUGGAGAGCGAAUGGCUGAUGGGCCGCAUGCUUCUUCUGAGACCAUGUAGGUUACUUCCCGAAAGAACAAUGGACGAGCUCAACGAGCUAUGGCACUCGGCAAUUGGAUUCAUCGGCCUCUAUCGCGUAUUAGUCGAAACGAAUUCCAUAUUCUACGUUCAGGUCGCAUGCGAAAAGGUGUACUGGACGGGUCUCAUAGCCCUCUAUAGUUUCUGGAGUCUUCGUACAGGACCUGAUAACCUGCGCACAUUAAACAUCUGGGUCAUGGUCAGAGAUACCAUGUUCAUUCUUCGAAGCCUAAGCGAGCGAUGGGAGCAGGGGAAGCUACUCUGUUCAAGGUUUGACUCCCUAAUGACGAAAGUUCUAGAGAUUAUGGGUACAAAUCACGAUGUUGAUGUAUCUGAGAUACCUACAGCUUUGCAAAGCUUGGACCAGUACACAAGUCUUACAACAAUAUGGGCUUCUGCCGCUCGGGAUGAAGACCAAACGAAUGUCACGUGCCAGGAAACCAACACAUUGCGAAAGUUGAUAGUAGACAUGAUAUAG